AUUCAACCAGCUAAAGUUGCCCAAACAAACCCUAAUUUAUAGUUAGUAAGGGAUGUUCAUAAAAUCAAUCCAGCUAACAGUUGAUCGGCUCCACUAUCCUUCCGUGAUUGCAGCGUCCUAGAAGCAUGAGCGGGAAGCGCCCUCCUCCGGACCCGAUCGCAGUCCUCCGCGGCCACCGAUCCUCCGUCAUGGACGCUUGCUUCCAUCACUCCCGCCCGCUUCUUUUCACAGGUGCAACCGAUGGUGAGCUCAGAAUUUGGGAUACGGUGCAGCGCAGAACACUUGCUUCUAUAUGGGCUCAUAGCGGUGCUGCUGGUGUGUACUGCGUGGCGACAAGUCCCUCUCUUGGAAGUAGGGUCGUGAGUCAGGGGAGAGAUGGCACUUGUAAAUGCUGGGAGAUUGAAGAAGGGGGCCUCUCCAGGAAGCCCUUAAUAUCAUUUAGGACGAGUGCAUAUCACUUUUGCAAGCUUUCUUUGGUGAAGUCUCCCAGUUGUGUUGCAUCGACCUGUCAAUAUUCUUGUUAUGAGCCAGUAUCUGACGGAUUAGAGCCUGAAAUCAAUUGUGACAUACAAGAAUCUGUUAACAAGUUUGGUAGAGAAGAUUCUAUUCAAUCAUCAGACGGUUUGCUCACUAAUGGACCAUUGCUGAUGGCCUCAGCAGGAGAAAAAAACCAGGUUGAACUUUGGGAUUUCAAUGAGGCUAGAAGGGUAAUGUGCUUGCCACAGAUGCCUAGCUCAGGUUUCAUGGGAAACCCAGUAAAGCAGAGAGGAUUGUGUAUGGCUGUACAGGCAUUUCUUCCUUCUGAAUCACAAGGCUUUUUGAAUGUAAUAUCUGGAUAUGAGGAUGGAAGCAUGCUUUUGUGGGACACUCGGAAACCAGAUGCUCCACUAUGCCAUGUAAAACAUCACUCUGAAGCUGUUUUAAGCGUGACAGUUGACGACUCCUGCCAUGGCGGCAUAUCUGGAUCAGCAGAUAACAAAAUUUUAAUGUUUAAACUGGACCAUAGAACGGGUAGUUGUUCUGUAAAGAAAGAAAUAGCUCUGGACCGAGCUGGAAUAUCAGGUACCUCUGUUCGAACAGAUUGCAAAAUUGCAGCAGCAGCUGGAUGGGAUCACCGAGUUCGAGUUUAUAACUAUCGCAAAGGGAGCCCUCUUGCAGUAUUAAAGUAUCACAGUGCUUCGUGUAAUGCGGUUUCGUUCUCGCCUGACUCGAAGCUUAUGGUUUCUUGUUCGGAAGACUCAGCAGCACUCUGGGAGUUGUAUCCACCACAUGCCUAACAUUUACAUUUAAUCACUGUGCAAGUAAGUUGAGGAAAUUAGAAAAGGCGCCAUUUAUAAUUCUUUGCGGGUUAUAUCUGUAAUAAACUACAAUUAUUUCCUGGCGAAACUGUUGAGAAUGAUUGUUGCUGUUGUGACUUGUGAUUGUUGGGCUCUGUUGUUUUAAUUUUUUUUUAAAUAUCAGCCUGCAUAUUCACCUGUGAGACCAACAUAUCUAAACCUUGAAGUAAUGGAGCGAUUUUUCUGUCCGGAGUCC
This is a messenger RNA of Phalaenopsis equestris, 1533 nucleotides long. RefSeq names its product protein DECREASED SIZE EXCLUSION LIMIT 1. NCBI's taxonomy places the organism in Eukaryota, Viridiplantae, Streptophyta, Magnoliopsida, Asparagales, Orchidaceae. Gene Ontology annotation, molecular function: protein binding. Bases 126 to 1277 code for a protein of 383 amino acids. The record is from RefSeq and is a predicted model, not a curated record. The transcript has 14 exons.